AUGGAGAGCAUGAAGAAGUGCCCCUUCACCAGCGUGAUCCCCUACGGGAUGCUGCACGAGAAGCUGAAGCGGGAGAAGAACAACCAGCUGCCGGAAAACGUGGUGAUCGAGGAGUUUAACCAGCUGCUGGCGACGUACGAACGGCCAAGUCCCUACGACGCCAACGGAGUGGUGCAAAUAAGCAACCAAAGCGACUUGAUCCUUUUCCAAAUAGACAUAGAAUACACAGUGGAGAGCAUCUUCAAGAGCAUGGUCUUCACCAAUGAUGGGACCCCCAACGGAAGUGCCCUAACAAGCAUUUUCUCCCCCUACAAACCGUUACUGCAAAGCAACGAGAAGAACUACGUCUCCGUGCCGGUGAUCCGCAUCUACACAGUGACGAACGAUGGGUAUAGUGUCCUCGUGAAUGUGCAUAACUUCUUCCCCUAUUUCUACGUAGAGAUGCCGAGCGGCUUCGACCAGGAGGACUUGCAAAAGCUGGAGGUCAUGAUGAAUGACAGUUUGAAUGCCAACAGCCAGUAUAAAAUAUAUGACCAAAAAAUUCUGCACAUUGAAAUUGUGCAAACGGAGAGUCUCAUGUAUUAUAAGCGGGAUGGGAAAAGGGACUUCCUAAAGAUCACCGUCUUGCUACCUAAGAUGGUUCCCAGUUUGAAGAAAUUCUUCGAAGGAAUCGUUAAAGUAAAUAACAAAAGCAUCGGUGGAAUCGUGUACGAAGCGAACUUGCCAUUCAUCCUUCGCUACCUAAUUGAUAAGAAGAUCACCGGUUCUUCUUGGCUGCUCUGCAAGAAGAAGCUCUUUCACAUUCGGCCGAGACAUAAAAAGGUAUCCAACUGCUCCCUCGAAAUUGACAUCUCAUACGAACACGUAGAACCCAUGUUGUUGGAAGGGGAGUACCAGCAGAUCCCCAGACUGAGAGUCUUAUCCUUUGACAUUGAGUGCAUCAAGCUGGAUGGAAAGGGGUUCCCGGAAGCGAAAAACGACCCCAUUAUACAAAUUUCGUCUAUACUUUACUUUCAAGGAGACCCCAUUGGAAAGUGCUCCAAAUUUAUUUUCACUCUAAAGGAGUGUGCCAGCAUCCCGGGUUCUAACGUCAUCUGGUUUCACGACGAGAAGACGCUACUAGAUGCAUGGAGCGAGUUUAUAACAAGGCUAGACCCGGACUUCCUUACAGGUUACAAUAUCAUCAAUUUUGAUCUGCCCUACAUCCUCAACAGAGGCACUGCCCUCAAUUUGAAGAAGCUCAAAAUGCUGGGGAGGAUAAAAAGCAUCAGCAGCGUCGUCAAGGAGUCUAGCUUCUCCUCCAAACAGUUUGGGACCCAUGAGACGAAGGAAAUUAACAUCAACGGGAGGAUCCAGUUUGACGUCUACGACCUUAUAAAGAGGGACUACAAGUUAAAGUCCUACACCCUCAAUUAUGUCUCCUUCGAAUUUCUAAAGGAGCAGAAGGAAGACGUUCACUACAGCAUCAUGAAUGAUUUGCAAAAUGAAAGCCCAGAGUCCAGAAAAAGAAUCGCCACGUAUUGCAUAAAGGAUGGGAUUCUCCCCCUCCGCUUGAUAGACAAGCUGCUCUUCAUAUAUAACUACGUAGAAAUGGCAAGAGUUACUGGGACCCCCUUCGUGUACCUCCUCACCAGGGGCCAGCAAAUCAAAGUCACUUCACAGCUUUACCGCAAAUGUAAAGAGUUAAAUUACGUCAUCCCCAGUACGUACAUCAAAUCUGGAAGCAAUGAAAAGUACGAAGGAGCUACCGUUUUAGAACCCAUCAAAGGGUACUACAUAGAACCCAUUUCGACGCUCGAUUUUGCCUCGCUAUACCCGUCCAUCAUGAUAGCCCACAACCUCUGCUACUCCACGCUGGUCAAGAACAACGCAGAGAUUGAGGGACUCAAACAGGAAGACGUCACCUCCAUUCAAGGCAAAAGCAACAUCAAAUUUGUGAAGCGGUCCGUCAAGAAGGGGAUCCUCCCCCUAAUUGUGGAGGAGCUAAUAGACGCGAGGAAAAAGGUCAAACUGCUCAUCAAAAAUGAGCAAAACAAAAUUACCAAAAUGGUGCUUAAUGGAAGGCAGCUAGCUCUUAAAAUAUCGGCCAACUCCGUUUACGGGUACACGGGAGCCGCCUCCGGAGGGCAACUCCCCUGUCUUGAAGUGGCAGUCUCCAUCACCACCCUCGGAAGGUGUAUGAUCGAUAAGACGAAAGAAACGGUAGAGAAAUACUACAGCAAGAGCAACGGAUUCGAACACAACUCCACGGUGGUCUAUGGAGACACAGACUCGGUGAUGGUCAAAUUUGGCACCAACAACAUUGCCGAGGCCAUGGCAUUAGGGAAAGACGCAGCUCAAAGGAUAAGCAAAGAAUUUCUGCACCCCAUAAAGCUCGAAUUUGAAAAGGUAUACUGCCCCUACCUCCUGCUGAACAAAAAAAGAUACGCAGGACUGCUCUACACUACCCCAGAAAGGCACGACAAAAUGGACUGCAAAGGGAUAGAGACUGUCCGGAGAGACUUUUGCAUUUUGAUUCAACAGAUGAUGGAGACCGUUUUGAACAAACUCCUAAUAGAGAAGAAUUUACAAAGUGCCAUCGAGUAUACGAAAUGCAAAAUCAAGGACCUCCUCACCAAUAACAUUGAUAUGAGUCUCCUCGUCGUUACCAAGUCGUUGGGCAAAACGGACUAUGAAACGAGGCUCCCACAUGUGGAGCUUGCGAAGAAGCUAAAGCAAAGGGACAGCGCCACGGCUCCCAAUGUGGGCGACCGAGUCAGCUACAUCAUUGUUAAAGGGGUUAAAGGACAAGCACAGUACGAACGAGCAGAGGACCCACUCUACGUCCUAGACAAUAACCUAGCCAUCGAUUAUAAUCACUACCUAGAUGCAAUUAAAAAUACGCUCUCUCGCAUUUUUGAAGUUAUUAUGCAAAAUUCGGACUCUCUUUUCUGUGGAGAACACACAAGGCAUAAAACUAUCCUGACGUCUAGCCAAACGGCUCUCUCCAAAUUUUUACAGAAGGCCGUCAGGUGCAUCGGCUGCAACAGCUCUAUUAAGAAGCCCCCUCUCUGCAACCACUGCAAAGCUAACAAGGAGUUCUCCAUCUACAUGCAGAAAAUGAAUCACUUCAAAACCAAGCAGAACGAGUUCUUCCAGCUGUGGACCGAGUGCCAGCGCUGCCAGGGGAACCUCCACGCCGAGGUCAUCUGCAUGAAUCGGGACUGCCCCAUCUUUUACAGGCGGGCCAAGAUUAAGAAGGACAUGGCCAACGUGCAGGAGCAGAUCAGUGCCCUGCGCGCGGACUGGUGA
Molecule: messenger RNA, 3291 nt
Organism: Plasmodium vivax (malaria parasite P. vivax)
Lineage: Eukaryota; Apicomplexa; Aconoidasida; Haemosporida; Plasmodiidae
Product: DNA polymerase delta catalytic subunit, putative
Exons: 1
Coding region: 1-3291 (1096 amino acids)
Biological process (GO): DNA replication proofreading; DNA-templated DNA replication; nucleotide-excision repair, DNA gap filling
Cellular component (GO): delta DNA polymerase complex
Molecular function (GO): nucleotide binding; DNA binding; 3'-5'-DNA exonuclease activity
Source: RefSeq, a predicted model, not a curated record